Messenger RNA from Desarmillaria tabescens, 351 nucleotides. Its product is annotated as hydrophobin. The transcript has 4 exons. Gene Ontology annotation, cellular component: fungal-type cell wall. The coding region runs from base 1 to 351 and encodes 116 amino acids. Gene Ontology annotation, molecular function: structural constituent of cell wall. NCBI's taxonomy places the organism in Eukaryota, Fungi, Basidiomycota, Agaricomycetes, Agaricales, Physalacriaceae. The record is from RefSeq and is a predicted model, not a curated record.
AUGUUUGCUCGUAUCUCUUUCACUGCUCUCCUGGCUCUACCUCUCCUUGCGACCGCCACUAUCCUUCCCCGUGGCGGUGGCGACGGUGCCGCUUGCACCGCGACUGGUACUGCGCAGUGCUGUGAUUCUACCCAGAGCCCCACCGACUUGAGUGCCCCCGUUGCAACUCUCUUGGGCCUCCUCGGAGUUGUCGUCGGUCAACUCACUGGCAAUGUCGGUGUGUCCUGCAGCCCCAUCACCGUCAUUGGUGUUGGCGGAACCCAGUGCAACAAUCAAGUCGUCUGUUGCAAUGACAACAACUUUAACGGCCUUGUUUCUCUCGGCUGCACCCCCCUCAACAUCGGCCUCUAA